UGUCACUAGAGGAAGCUCUUCCCGACGCUGCUGUUCCGCAGAAUUAUCAAAAGCUCUAAGUGAGGGUAGGGGCAAGGUCAAGCCUAAAGGUCACUUUGCAGCCACACCAUCUACUGAGUCAGUGAAAGAGAAGGCAUUGCCUCCUAACGGUGCCAUCGGCCUUCCGGAGCUGCUGCUGGUAGUACUUAAAGUGGAACCGAGAAUUCUGUAGUUUCAGCACGUAGGCCAGCGCCAAGAUACAAUAUGAUGACAAGUUUGUUUCCAAAGCUUACCAUUUGUGCAUUGUUCGUGCUCCUCGUCACGGGCCAUCCUUUGCCUGAGGAGCCCGAGUCAGGCUCUGCCUCUCAGGCAUCGGCGCAUGAGAUCGCGGACGCAGUGAAGCAGGUUUCAGCAGCGAGUCCAGCCUCAGAGGACGCAGCUGCUGAAGCAGCCGCUGCAGAAUCCGUAGCCGAAGCAGCAGCGCCUGACGGGGCUGCCGCCGCGGCGGCACCAGUGGAAGAAAGAGCUGCAGAAGCGGCAGCGGCCGCAGCUGUGGGUGCUAACAGCGGCGCGCACGGCGCAGCUGCAGUCGCGCCUCUCGGUGCAGGAGCUGCUGACGCCGCCCUGCCCCACAUCUCGGGAGCCGUGUCGGGACCACGCUACGAGCACGCGUCGCACCAGCAAUCGGCUCGGCAAGAGGGGUUCAGCGAGGCGGCGCAAGGCGCCCAGCAGGGCAGUCAGGCAGCUGAGUCCGGCGAAGCCUUCAAGAAGGUCGAAGGCUUCGAGAACCAGAGUGGCUUCCGAAAGCAGGAUGGCUUCUCAGAGAAGAGCAGCAACCGCUAUGGGUCAGGAUUCUUCCAGGGAAGCGAGGGACAGCACGACUUCAACCUUGGAAACCAGCAUUCCUUUGGAGUCGCCGGCUACGGUGCCCACGACUCACAGGGUGUGGUCGGCAGCCCCAACUUUCACGAGCUCCUGAAGGUUGGCUUCAUCCCAUGAUUAGGUCAAGAAUACCAGGACGUCGAAGACUAACUGCGGCUUCCGUUCCUGCAGAUCGCGCCUGCAGCAGGUACUAGCAUAACGGCAUUCAUUUCUGAAUACAGAAUUCAUAAACAUUC
Molecule: messenger RNA, 1097 nt
Organism: Dermacentor albipictus
Lineage: Eukaryota; Metazoa; Arthropoda; Arachnida; Ixodida; Ixodidae
Product: antifreeze protein Maxi-like
Source: RefSeq, a predicted model, not a curated record